UAAGUAAUGUCAGACUUUUGCUGAAAAUUUUCCAUUCAAUGAAUUUUUUCUAAACAAGGGAAUCAACAUGUCUAUUGAUAGUAGACUUGAAAAAGUUUUCGACGACGCAUUGAAGACAUAUACAAUAGUGAAUGUUUUUGCUGGAUUUGUUCGUUUAACUCCAGAAGACCAUGACAAACGGCUCCGUGCAUGCCUUUCUCAAUUUUCAAGAAAUGACCCGAGAGAUUGCGCCCGAAGAUUGUGUGUCUGGUUUGUUGAAUUUUUUCCAUAAACAAACUGUUUUACGUCACAUAAAUUUUGUAGCGGACAUGAUCGAAAUUUGUUUGAAGGAUUCGAUACUACCUACCAAAACAGUUCUGCAGCGUUUAAUUCCUCAUGAAAUGUUGAAACAUAAUCGUCGUGUUCAUUGGUGCAAAACGUUUGAAAUUUUAAAGGAAUAUAUUCAUUUAAUUGAUUAUAAAGGAUGUCGUGAUAUUCUGCAUCUAGUUCUGUUGAAGUUGAAAAAUGUACCGACAACCUCUUGGUCUGAAAUGACAGAACAAAUGAAUGCUAUAAUUGAUGUAAUUGAAUACCUAUUAGAUCCAGAAGCUUGUCUAUUACCAGGGUAUUUAGCCGUUAAUGAGAUUCGUCAAUAUUCUGGGGAGGACCAACCACCCGGUCAUUGGAGUCUAUCAGGGAAAGUCACGGAGUUUGUAGACAGAUUUCAUGCAACGGCGACCAUGGUUUCCACAACAGGACGGUCACAUCUUUUGCCGGUUGUUUUUCAUUUUUCUGUUCCGUUAACGACCACUUGGAAACUUGAUCAUGAGACUUUGAGAUUCACAACGAGAGGACAACUUCCGUAUGAUAGAAGUUUAUAUCAACGCCAAACGAAGCUCUUGAGAUACAUUCUUGAGCAGCCGUAUUCAAGAGAUAUGGUGUGUCAUGUUCUGAAUCUUCAAAAACAGCAAAAGCAAAGAUGCGAAGCGUUAGAAACAGAACUGGUUGAUUUAGUUGUCAGCACAAUGGAACGAACUAGUGAAAUCGAAAAUUUAGAUGAAAAGGACGAUGCUUAUCGUAUAAUACAUUUACAAUGGCAACAUUUAUCAAGUCAGGUGAUCUACUUUGUUCUUUUGCAAUUCGCAGUUUUCCCAAGAAUGGUUGAAAAUUUUUAUCAGAAACUUUCAUCAAGAAAUGUCAAAAAUGGACGUGAUCAUUUGAUGUGGGUCUUGCUUCAAUUUAUUUCAGGAAGCAUUCAAAAAAAUCCACUCAGCGAUUUUCUUCCGAUUAUAAAGUUGAUGAAUUUGUUGUAUUCUGAACGUCAACCUCUUCCAGAACCUGAUAUAACGAAGCCGUUCAGCACACACAAGUUUGCUGCAAUUUGCAUUUUAAUGCAUUUGAACAGGAAAGCCCAGAGUGAUAAUCAACAACAAGAAAAUGCAAGUUCUAACAGCUCUUCGGGGUCUAUUAGCACUACGUCCAAAACUGCACAAUUUCAACAUUGUGCGAUACCAGUAUCAUUACAAAAACACCACGAGUAUUUGCAGCGUUGUUUGGAAUCAAAGAACAACAGUUUGCAAGACUAUGCGAUCGCUCUGAUAUGUAACGCUUGUAGCACGACAACAGAACUUUUCAACGGACCUAUUAACUCUCUAAUUGACAGUAUUUAUGGAGAUUCGACUACGACACCUUUACCCGGAGAAAACUGCGUAGCUUUUGCUAAAACAACACCACUUUCAAUGAGUCUCCUCGAUUCUUUAACUGUUCACACAAAAAUGAGUUUGAUUCAUCAUAUUGUGGUCAAAGUUAUGAAUUUGGCGCAGAAUAAUUCGAACGUGGCUUUGUCACCUGCAGUGGUAGAGACGUACAGUCGAUUGUUGGUUUACAAGGAAACGGAAUCGCUUGGGGUCAAAGGUCUUAUUAGUCAAGUAUUUCCGAAAGUUUUACAAAAUAACUCACUCGGUAUUUUGAAUACUUUAUUGGAAAUGUUCAGCUAUCGUUUGCAUCAUAUUCAACCUCAAUAUCGCAUCCAAUUAUUGACAAAUUUACACCGGGUAGCAGCAGAGCCUAAUACUGAUCAUAACCAGUUACAAAUUUGCGUAGAAAGUACUGCAUUACGAAUGAUCACAGCAUUGUCCAACGCAGAUGUUAAACCACAAUUAUCACGAUUCACGAGUGAACCGAAACAAAUAAUUUCCAAAGAAUCGGAGGAACUUAACCGUGCAUUAGUGCUCACACUUGCAAGAUCAAUACAUAUCACAGGGGCCGAGACAAUUUCUGGAUCGUGGUGUAACGAUUAUCUGAAAGCAAUUUUGGAAGAAACUCCACAUAGAUGGGCUUCACAUACUUUGAAAUGUUUUCCACGUAGUUUACAAAUAUUUUAUCAACAUAACCAAAUCGAAUGUACGAAUAAAGAAACGCUAAAAAAGAAUGUCGAAGACGAAUAUCGAAAAUGGAGCCAAGUUAUUAGUAAAAGUGCCCAACCUGGCAAUUCGAAUAGCAACAGCAAUGCAGCAGUAAGCGAAAGCGACGCUUUAGCGUAUUUCACUAUGGAUGGCUCACCUCCGUUCUUUCUGUGUCUGUUAUGGAAGAUUCUAACUUUAGACAGAAAGCCUUCACUGGUUUGUCACAAUAUUCUAACUGUCAUUGGACGUCGAAAAUUAUCAACACAUGUGCGAACUUUUUCAGAUUUUUUGGUGCACGAGUUCUCACUAGAUGGUGGUAGUCAUGUAAAACGAUACAUUCCAAUUGUGCGAGAUAUGAUUUUGAAAUACAAUCUGAUAUUUCUGGACCAACUAAUUUUAUGCUUGGCUUUGCGUUGCAAUGAAGGAAAUGAAGCGCAGGUUGCUUUUUUUAUUAUUCAGUACUUGUUGAUGAAGCCGGAUGAUUUCCGUGCGAGAGUUCAUUCAUUUGUGCAAGAUACAAAAUCUGCGGAACAUUGGACGCUAGAUGACUGGCAUGUCAAACAUAUGAAUUAUCAUCGAAAAUUUCCUGAGAAAUUUUAUUUCGAAGGUUUGAAAUCUUCGGCCACUGAGGGCGAAGAGGAAGAAAAGAGCUCGGAUUCUUCUCAACAAUAUUUGCCGGUUUAUUUUGGAAACUUGACUUUGAGAUUUCUUCCAGUUUUUGAUUUAGUUGUUCAUCGAUUUUUGGAAUUAAUGCCGGUAACGAAUUCGUUAGAAACAUUACUUGCUCAUCUUGGUCCGUUGUAUAAAUUCCAUGAACAACCAAUUACGUAUUUAUUCAAUACAUUGCAUUAUUAUGAAGCUAGAUUACGCGAUCGUCAUAGUUUGAAAAAAACUCUUGUUUCGACGAUUAUAGGAUCAAUGAAUGAUACAAAACCACAGAACUGGGCAUUAUCUGAGCAAUACUUGAAUUACGCUGCUCAACAAGACAAUUGGAAACCUGAAAACAAUUAUUUUUGUAUGUUAGUGAGACGUCUUGUUGAUACAAUUGAUGGGAAACAUCCAGCACCGUUUCCAGCUUGCGAUUGGCGCUUUAAUGAAUUUCCAAACGCCGCUGCUCAUGCUCUUCACGUCACUUGUGUUGAGUUGAUGGCUUUACCAAUGCAACCUGAAUCUGUUGGUCUGGCUUUAAUGGAAGUUGUUCUCAAAAUGCAAUCUGUGAUAGAGCGCAAAUAUGUAAUGAUGUGGACCAAUGCUGUUGCUCUUUUACUCACAACUUUACCGGAAAUUUACUGGAAACCGUUACACACAGAAUUAGUGAAUGUAAUACAAUCACCAGCACUGAAUUCUUCUGCAGUCGGCAUGACAGAGUACCCGUAUUACUUGCUUAAAUUUUCCGAUCAGCACUUGUCUUUUUCUGACCAUUCUUGCACGCGUUUACUCGCUCUUACUCACGUAGUGUGGCAUCAUAUGGGAAUCGGACAGCUCUCACUCGUUCCGCAGUUUUUAAAAGAACAAGUCAAACCUAACGUAAUGACAGAACUUCAACUUUUGUAUGUCUUUCAUCUGAUCGGGCCGUUUUUGCCGAGGUUUCAGCAUGAGCGAACACGAUGUAUGAUUGACGUAGCAGUGGUUUUAUACGACAUGCUCUUGCAAGUCAGCGAAAAUUGUGAUGACAUACGUUUCAUGGAUGAAAUUGCCGACUUCUUAUACCAUCUCAAGUACAUGCAUAUUGGAGUAGCGAUUAAUUAUCAAGUAGAAGGUAUUAUUGAUCGAUUGAAACCAGGAAUGCGGAAAAGAUUAAGGUUCAUCAUCCACACCGCAAGUGCCAAACAACAGUUCAGAAGUCCGAGUGCACCGUCCUCUGCUAGUCACGAUGAUGGGACCUAAAGAUUGUGGAUACAAUUGGACUUUAUAAAUAAUUUUUUUUAUCUUCAGUAAAAGCUGUGGACAAGUAAUAUGUAUACUUUAAGCAGCUUAUAUCUCAACAUUAAUAAGAUGGCUCAUCAUAUAGCGCAGGUUUUCCUAAACUUUCAAUCUUGCGACCCCUUUCAAUAUAUUGAAAUUUUCUGCGACCUCUGUUUAGGUUUGAAAUGCUGAACCAUUCAAUGCACGCAUGCCGCUUUUCUGAUCCUAUGUAUUUUCUCGAAAUCGUGAGAUUUAUGUUUUGCACUGGCUCUAAUAAUUGUGUUUUGGAUCAGAAAUCUAAAAAAGUAUAUUAGAUAUAAUACCCUGUGUUAAAUUGGUGUACUCGGCCCCUAAAAUUUGUUACUCGAAAUCCCCCCCCGACUGGAUCGCGACCCCAAGUUUGCGAACCUCCGAUAUAUCGAAUUAUGUCAUCUCAUUCAGUUACCAGUAAGUGUGUAUUUGUUUCGAAAACCAGUUCAACAUUCCAUAUCUAUAAACAUGCUCCCAUGAUUGUACUAAUGUUAAAAUAAUCUUGAUUAAUUAACACUUAUUCCUCAUGGAUGUUUCAUUUAUUGUGUGCUAUAGAAUUCUAUAAAAAGCAGACAUUGAAAUAUUUACUCUUGUGUGGGUGGGGCAGGGUGUGUGGUUUUGAUUACAACAUCAUCUUUAACUAAAUACAUGUCGUCAAAAUCACUUUUUCCUGAAUUUUUAUUUUAAAUAAUUUAUAAAUUUAGGAUAGGGGGAAAACAAAACUGUAUAUCAUAGCCCAGCUAUCAUAAAGAUUUUAAUUUUUCCCAUGGACAAAAAUAUUCAGGUUUUCUUCAAAAAAAUCAUGCUCCAAAUGAGGUCUGUUUUUUGUAACCUUUACGAAGCUAUUUUGGAAUAUUUUGAUGGGCACAAAAAGUUUUGGAAUGUUUGAUCACCCACCCAUAGUCUACAAUAUUUAUUCCAAUAUUUGUUUGUUGUGUUUGCUUUGUUGAGUUACUAUAUCAGUUUUACUGCUUUGUGUAUAUAUUGUGUUAUCAUGCAGACUUGGUUGUAUGGUUAAAUACUCCUUAUUUAUUCUGACAAAAAUUUAUUCUUCAAUUGAAGAGGUUAUAAGUAUUGCACGAAGCCUUUAUUGUAGAGCAGGAAAUAGAAAGCCUUCAUAAAGUUCUGUAAUAAAUUAGGCCCAAAAAAAAAACUUGGGGGUUCUUCGUGCAACUUGUGGUUGGUGUAUUAAAUGAAAUGAAAAACAAACCUGGUUAAGAUAUAUUGUGAACUGACUUUGUCACAAAGUCAAAAUUGUAUAAUUGGACUUUAUGAACACCCUGUAUAAUGGCCAUUUUCAAAUCCAAUAGAUUUGAACAUUUAAGUAAUUGUUUAGUUUUGAGAAAUUUCUUGUAGUAAAAAAGAAUUCAGUUAAUUAACAGUAAUUUUACAUUGAUUAUUUUUAUUUUGUGCUUUUUGUGGUUGUACUUUGUUGUGACCUACAUUGAUAAUAAUAUCUGAUUUGCAGGCAAUAAUGAUAAAUUUGCAACAAGAUGCUUUUUUUCUCUUUUAUGAUUCUGCAGCUGUUCAUUAAUUUUUGCUAUGAUCAAUAUACAUUAGUCAUUACCAAGAUCGAAGUAUUUUUAACUCGUUUGAACUUGUUCGUUUUAUUUGUAAUAUUUUAGAGCAAAGUUAAUUAGUCAUUCAGUGAAUAAUCAUUUACCCAUUAGCAUUUUGUAUUUUUUAUGGUUUGUCCCUGCAUCUUAGUCUCGAAAACAAAGCUCCUUAUAAGCAGCCAUUGAUGCAAAGAGACUAAAGUUUUCCAAUUAGCACUGUAAACUUAUUUGAAUGACUGCAGAUAUAUUUAAAACUCUUAUUCCACUUUGAUAAUGUUUUUCACAUAUUAAUGGCCCUUUAAAAAACACAAAAAUAGCAUCAUAGUUGGUCUUGUACCGGCGUACCUGGAGUUUGUGUAGUGUUUUGAAGGUUAAAUUGUGGCGUUGUGAGAUAUCGUUCCAAGCUUGUUUUCAAAUCAUCAUUUGUAAAAAUAAAUAGCUGUUUGAAAAA
Messenger RNA from Styela clava, 6326 nucleotides. The record is from RefSeq and is a predicted model, not a curated record. Lineage: Eukaryota; Metazoa; Chordata; Ascidiacea; Stolidobranchia; Styelidae.